This is a messenger RNA of Gallus gallus (chicken), 1337 nucleotides long. It is a transcript of the gene DBNDD1, whose product is annotated as dysbindin (dystrobrevin binding protein 1) domain containing 1. Lineage: Eukaryota; Metazoa; Chordata; Aves; Galliformes; Phasianidae. The transcript has 4 exons. Gene Ontology annotation, cellular component: cytoplasm. Gene Ontology annotation, biological process: negative regulation of protein kinase activity. The record is from RefSeq and is a predicted model, not a curated record. Bases 708 to 941 code for a protein of 77 amino acids.
GCAUGAAGGUGGCUGCGAGGUGGGGACAUGGAGUGGGGCACAUCACACCCCCCUGCCCUUUUUGAAGAACCCCCCCACCCCUCUGAGCGGUUCAGCCGGGCUAGGAGGGCUGAGAUGUGCCCCAGGGAGUCAGAGAUAUGGGGCUGCCACCUGCCUGCAGGCAGCGGUGUGACACUUGGGGACACUGGCGGCAGCCGUAAUGCUGCACCCGGGGGUUCCUAGCGUCGUGGUGGUGUUCGGGUGGCAUCGUGUGUCUCCCGCACACGCCCAUCCCUCCUGCUUGCGCGCGGCUAUGCCACUGCCUUGGUGACAGUCCCGGCCAUGCCCUCCCACCUCACCAGGUCUUUGAGGUGGGUUGGGGACCCUGGGGGGGUGACUGGAGCCCCCCAUUGGGGUGACUGGAGCCCGCUGCUUGUCUCACUCUGCGGUUGACGUGAGUCAGCAGCACACUGAGCCCUGAUGCUGGCCCUGCUCCUCGCCAGGAGACAGCCGAGCUGGGCAAAGAGGCACUGGCCCCAGAGCGAACAGCAGGGACCCCCAUCCCUGGGACAGCUGAGGAGACCACCGGCGCCCCCACGGAAGAACAGGGUGGCAUCCCCAUCCCCACUGCCAGCCUGCUGCAGGUCACCGAACGGAGACAGCCGCUGAGCAGUGUGUCCUCGCUGGAGGUGCACUUUGACCUGCUGGACCUCACAGAGCUGACUGACAUGUCAGACCAGGAGCUGGCUGAGGUCUUUGCUGAUUCUGACGAGGAGAACGUAGCCAGUGAGUCGCCUAGUGGGCUGCACCCGCAGGCUAUGCCACGGGCAGGGUACCUGCGCUCACCCUCCUGGACCCGUGCACGCGAGCAUGGCCGGGAGAAGAAGCACCUCAGCGAUUCAGAGCUGCAGCCCGGCACCCUGGACACCUUCCUGGCGGUGGAGCAGCCACAGCAGGAGUAGGAGCAGCCCCAGCUGGUGGGGACAGACACGGGGACACGCAGGGAUGGGUGCUUUGCCUUGUCCCCAGCACUUUCUGACCACGUUCCCCACUCCCCGCCCCAGGAAAAGCCGUGCAGGACAAAGGACUCACUAUGGGACAAGUGGCGUGACCGGGCGUCGUGGGGUGGCAGCUUCAGACCAUGGGUACCAAGCAAUGCCAAAGCUGGUGGCUCGGUGGGGAGGGGGAACUGGCCCCCUCGGCCCUGUAGCACAAUGGGGGCUGCACUACCCGGCCCCCACCUCCUUCCCGCCGUGGUCCCAGUGUGGCAGGACCAGGAGCCGUGCAGUGUCUGCACUGUACCGCCCGCCGCCAUGUAGCAGUUGUGUAUACUGGUAAAACCAACCGACCUAUGGCCA